AGAGAUUAGUUCGCCUGAACGCCUUAGGAGUGUGUGAGGGGUUCGCCGGUGAUUAGCCGCUGUUGACUGUCAUCCUCCGGCAGGUGAAAUCGAAGGCGUCGGCAGACUCCUUUAUGGCGGCGUCGUUUAGGUGGAUUUUACAACUUCACAAGGACGUUCCCAAAGCUGCUAGAUUCUACGCGGAAGGCUUGGACUUCACUGUCGACGUCUGCACUCUUCGUUGGGCUGAACUUCGCUCCGGUUCCCUCAAGCUUGCCCUCUUGCAUUCUCCCAAUGACCAUGGCUUGCAGAAGGGAUACUCCUCGCUGCUAUCAUUUACGGUUACUGACAUCAACACCACAGUGACUAAAUUAAUGUCAUUAGGAGCUGAGCUAGAUGGUCCUGUAAAACAUGAGAUCCAUGGAAAGGUUGCUGCAAUGAGGUGUAUUGAUGGGCACGUUUUGGGCCUGUAUGAACCAGCAUAAGAUGGACCUCUAUUAACACUAAAACUAAUAAUGGCUUGGCGCUCCUUUGGGGAGAUAGAGAAAACUUGCAGCAGAUUAUUAGCCAUUUUUUGGGAUUCUCUGCAGUAAGUGGUAGUGUUUGUUUUUUGACAUUUCAGAGGAUAAGAGGUGACGGACUUGAGACUUGGGCAUGAAAGAAUAAUCAAGAAGAUUGAAAAUUACUUUGUCAUGUGGAUAGUGGAGUUCUUUAAAUCAUCCAUAUUCCCAAUAACUGAUUGGAAAUACACAGCUGAUAUUCUGCCUGUGCAUUCAGUUCUCAUCUUGUGCUUAUUUCAACAAGGUCCAAAGCUGUUUGUUUCCUCAUGUUUGACUUGCCUAGUUGGCACCAGUCUCUAAGAUGUCUUUAGGACUGAUCUGCAUUUGUCAUUGUACAACUCAAAGUACGCUACUGGAGAUUAUGAUGCAUUUAGGAUGUAUUCUCAUUGAUCAUUUGAAGAAUUAGAACUGUACAAGCUGAGAUUCAAAAGAAUCAAAAUAGAUGGGUAAAUCUUGUAUGUGAUUUGAAAGGCGAA
Molecule: messenger RNA, 1015 nt
Organism: Neltuma alba
Lineage: Eukaryota; Viridiplantae; Streptophyta; Magnoliopsida; Fabales; Fabaceae
Exons: 3
Coding region: 114-464 (116 amino acids)
Source: RefSeq, a predicted model, not a curated record